Messenger RNA from Oppiella nova, 698 nucleotides. The record is from the annotation of a GenBank genome assembly. NCBI's taxonomy places the organism in Eukaryota, Metazoa, Arthropoda, Arachnida, Sarcoptiformes, Oppiidae.
AUGGCUACAGCCACCCCCGGGCCCGUUACAACAGUCCCGCCUACAACUACGUUACCGUCAACGGGCACCUCAACGGUAGCGCCCCCACCUACCACACAACCACCACCACCAACAACCACAAAGCCUCCCGUACCACCUAUCACUACCCAAACCCCACUGGACAAGGACGCCCUACUGAAAAAAGCGGCCGAACUCGACAAACUGGCCAAGGAUGAAAUAGCCAAAUUUGACAAACUGCAACGUCGGGCACUGGUAUCCAACGUCGAGAGCCUGGACCAGACUCUGCUGGAUUUGGCCGCCAAGAUCAACACUACCUCCGGCGUACUGCCCCUCCAGGUGCUCGAGUCGCAGCUGUUUUGGAUAGAGCGGGAGUUGGGACUGGAGAUCGAGGCCAUCGAAGCGGCCUAUAAUAUGGUCGAAAAGCUGCUGAACAACGCCCAGCUAUUAGACGCCCGGAUCGAUAAGGGUAUCCAAAAGGUAGGCCCCGACACACCCGUGGGUAAGGCCCUCAAGGAGGAGAAAGAGUCGCUCGCAAAAGUGGUGAAUCAGUUAAAGGCGGCCACGGAUGCGAGAACCAUAGCGGUGCUCGAGUUUGACCUGGCUCUCAUCGAGGAGAGAGUUAAUACUGAGGUUCCACCUAGAUACUAAUUGUGUGAUUUUAAUUAUAAUAAGUCAAAUAAAUAGUUGUUUUUAUUUAA